AUGUCACGGUUUAGAUCAUUGUGGCAAGCCUCGGUGAAUGUAACAAAGAAAGCUCUAACGUGGGAGCUCGAAGAAUGGGUACCGCCUGUGGAGAAGUGUAUAUUCCAGUUCAAUUCAAAAGAAGACCUGAAGGCAUGGCACCUGUAUUCUGAUUCUGAAUAUGGAGGAUUGUCUUCGGCUUCGUUGGAGAUUAAAGAUGGAGGAAGUGGAUCAGAUUGCACUGGUGUUUUCUCCGGGAACCUCUCUACGGAGAUGAGCGAAGGUUCAAAAUGGAAUAUCAGUCGGAGUGGUUUCUGUGGAAUGCGGUCAAAGAAGUUUGAUGGGUUUAUUGAUCUUGAUGGGUAUGAUUCCAUAGCCCUGAGGCUCAAAGGAGAUGGAAGAUGCUAUAUCUCUACUAUAUAUACCGAGAAUUGGGUAAACUCGCCAGGACAAGCAGAAGAUAACUCAUGGCAAGCUUUUGUUUUUGCUCCAAAAGGAAACUGGUAUACAGCUAAGGUUCCUCUUGCUCGCUACUUACCAACAUGGAAAGGAAAUGUGAUAGAUGCAGAAAUGGAGAUGAAUCCAGGUCGUGUUGUUGGUAUGUCUCUCUCUGUGAAUUCACAAGGAAGUGGUUUUAUCGGAGCUAAAUUAGGCGCAGGAGAUUUCCGAGUCGAAAUUGACUCGAUCAAAGCAAUUAGAAUGCCAUGA
Messenger RNA from Microthlaspi erraticum, 687 nucleotides. The record is from the annotation of a GenBank genome assembly. NCBI's taxonomy places the organism in Eukaryota, Viridiplantae, Streptophyta, Magnoliopsida, Brassicales, Brassicaceae.